Glycine soja is the source of this 900-nucleotide messenger RNA. RefSeq lists its product as uncharacterized. The coding region runs from base 1 to 900 and encodes 299 amino acids. Lineage: Eukaryota; Viridiplantae; Streptophyta; Magnoliopsida; Fabales; Fabaceae. Gene Ontology annotation, molecular function: nucleic acid binding; RNA-DNA hybrid ribonuclease activity. The transcript has a single exon. The record is from RefSeq and is a predicted model, not a curated record.
AUGGAUCCCAUCAAGUACAUCUUCAAAAAGUCUGCUCUCAUUGGAAGGAUAGCUCGAUGGCAAGUUCUGUUGUCAGAAUUCGAUAUUGUCUACAUCACUCAGAAGGCGAUAAAGGGGAGUGCCUUGGCAGAUUAUCUAGCUCAACAACCCAUAAGCGAUUAUCAGCCUAUGCAUCCAGAAUUUCCUGAUGAGGAUAUUAUGGCCUUGUUUGAAGAGGAGGUUGAAGAAGAGGACAAGGAUAACUGGAUUGUGUGGUUUGACGGUGCGUCUAAUGCACUAGGCCACGAGAUUGGGGCAGUAUUAGUUUCCCCGGACAAGCAAUAUAUACCUUUCACGACUAGGUUGUGUUUCGACUGCACAAACAAUAUAGCGGAGUAUGAGGCAUGUGCUCUUGGGAUCCAAGCAGCGAUCGACUUUAGGGUCAAGUUACUCAAGGUAUACGGGGACUCGGCAUUAGUAAUUCAUCAGUUGAAAGGUGAAUGGGAGACCAAAGACCACAAAUUGGUGCCUUACCAGGCUUACAUCAGGAAAUUGAUGGAACUCUUUGAAGACAUAUCAUUUCAUCACAUUCCUAGAGAGGAAAAUCAGAUGGUCGAUGCCCUUGCCACUAUAUCGUCCUUGUUCAAAGUGAGCUCACACAGAGAUUUUUCGUACAUCGCAUUCAGAUGUCGUGUCGAGCCUGCACACUAUUGCUUGAUAGAAGAAGAGGAGGAUGGUAAGCCUUGGUACUUCAAUAUCAAACGAUACAUUGAAGACAAAGAAUACUUGCCUGGGGCCUUUGACAAUGACAAGAGGAUGUUACGAAGGUUGGCAGCCAGUUUCCUCCUGAGUGGAAACAUCUUGUACAAAAGAAACCAUGACAUGGUGUUGCUUCAAUGUGUGGAUGAAAGAGAGGCCUAA